AUUUUUACGUCUUAUGUAAUGUGUUGAAUACAUAAAUAAUCUGUCAUUCUAUUGAGUGCAGUCAAAAUGCAUAUCAUUAUCAUACAGACAGGAGAAGCAUGAUAACAAUUCAUCAGUAUGCCACCUGAAACUUCUACAUCAUGAGAACCCUGAAGGUUGAUCUGAUACUAAAUGAAGAUAAUGGGCUGAUUUAAAAUCACUUUGAUUGGGAACAUUUUGUAUGGAAUCCUAUACAGAGACAUCAUUCUUCACCUGACUUUCUGCACACUUAUAAGCCCUAUUAAAAGGCAGACACUACCCUUUUGCAUCCUGGCAGUGUUUUUAAGGGCAAAGUCAAGCUGAACAGGACGGAAAUAUGUCAACACAACGGAAGAAGUUUAUUGCCCUGAUAGACAAGGCAAUGGCUGACAGUGUGCAAAUGGCACAAGAAGAGCUAAUGUUUUCUUACAAGGGGAUUUUGUACCCGGCUACUGUUUGCAGCCCAGAAGUCUUCAAAGCGCUUGAGUCCUUCGAAGCAAGGGAUGAUGAUGUCUUUCUAGCAGGAUACCCCAAGUCUGGGACAAACUGGGUUGGUCAGAUCUUGACUGAUCUAGUAAUGACGGCUGCAAAGAAAAGUGAAGAGUCAAAAAACCUGGACGAUGAGGAACUGGAAGAGUUUCCAUAUCUUGAAGUUGGUGAUGCUGAGAAAUAUCAGAGGAUGGCAAAUCUACCUUCAAGAAGAGUUAUAUUUACACAUCUUCUUCCACAAAAUCUCCCUGUGUCUGUUUUUAAGAGCAAAGCCAAGAUCCUGCUGCUCAUUAGAAAUCCAAAAGAUGUGGCUACAUCUUUUUACCAUUUUACCAAUGGGUUGACUCCUCUUCCCUCCUACAACAGCUGGGAUAAAUUCUUCACAGCUUUUAUGAAUGGAGAAAUGCCCUGGGGCUCUUAUUUUGACUAUGUUUUUGAAUGGAACAAGCAUGCCGAUGACAAAAAUAUCAUGACAAUCACUUAUGAAGAAUUGAAGGAGGAUAGGACACUGGGAGUGAAACGGAUCAGUGAAUUCUUGGAGUUGCAUCUAAAUGAUGAAGAGAUUCAAGGAGUGGUAGACAGAAGCAGCUUCCAGGCUAUGAAAGAAAACUCUGCAAAAACACAUGGUGCACUUGGCAAUGUUCUUUUUCGCAAAGGUGGUGUUAGUGACUGGAAGAACCUUUUUAAUGAAGACCACAAUGAGAAAAUGGACCUGACAUUUGAAGAACGCUUAGGUGGGACGAACCUGGGGAAAAAGCUGAAGUAUGAGGUGUACUGCAAAGCUUGAAGAAGACAACAGAACUGUUGUAGCAUAAGCCUCCUAUAUUAAAACUGAGUAGUUACUUCACACACACACACACACACACACACACACACACACACACACACACACAGAGUUAAGAUACAAAUCAGUGAAGAUGAAACAUCUGGAGCAUGACUGCUGUACACGUUGCAAGUAACUGGGAUGUUUAACCGUUUCUUCAAAUCAUGGAGGAAGACUAAGGAGUAGGCAUCACUGGGCACUUGAGAGGGUCAUGCUACAGUGGGUACCGAGUGUCCUCCUCUGGAACUUCUGGCUCUGCUACUGCUGCUGCUAUUGCAUCUCCUUACUAUUGCUGCCUGCUCACCUAUCCACCCUGGACAUGCAAACAGCAUCCCACUUCGUGCCUUUCAUUUUAAUGGUUGUUGAAUCUGCAUCAACAG
Molecule: messenger RNA, 1710 nt
Organism: Pogona vitticeps (central bearded dragon)
Lineage: Eukaryota; Metazoa; Chordata; Lepidosauria; Squamata; Agamidae
Product: sulfotransferase 6B1
Molecular function (GO): sulfotransferase activity
Source: RefSeq, a predicted model, not a curated record